Chenopodium quinoa (quinoa) is the source of this 1266-nucleotide messenger RNA. RefSeq names its product subtilisin-like protease SBT5.4. Gene Ontology annotation, molecular function: serine-type endopeptidase activity. NCBI's taxonomy places the organism in Eukaryota, Viridiplantae, Streptophyta, Magnoliopsida, Caryophyllales, Amaranthaceae. The record is from RefSeq and is a predicted model, not a curated record. Gene Ontology annotation, biological process: proteolysis. The transcript has 6 exons. The coding region runs from base 1 to 939 and encodes 312 amino acids.
AUGGAACGUCAAUCUAAUUAUUUCAGUGAUGCAAUCGCCAUUGGAUCCUUUCAUGCUACUCAAAGUGGUAUCGUCGUGGUUUGUUCUGCUGGUAAUUCUGGUCCUGAUGUAGCGUCUGGUUCAAAUGUUGCACCAUGGAUUGUUACUGUUGGAGCAAGUACUAUGGAUAGGGAGUUUCAAGCUUUUGCUGAGCUUCGAAAUGGGCAGAGAUUUAAGGGUUCGAGCUUAUCAAAACCUUUGCCAGAUGACAAGCUUUAUCCACUCAUAUCUAGUGCUCAGGCGAAAACUGCCAAUGCAUCUACUGCAGACGUUAUGCUCUGCCUGGCAGGCACAUUGGAUAAAACUAAAGUACAAGGAAAAAUCGUGGCAUGUCUUCGUGGUGGUAAUGCAAGAGUGGAGAAAGGCGUGCAAGCAUUACUUGCUGGAGCUGCAGGGAUGAUCCUUUGCAAUGACAAAGAUAGCGACAAUGAGAUUAUAGCUGAUCUUCAUGUCCUUCCAGCAACACAACUAACCUAUACAGAUGGGGCUGCUGUUUUGGCCUAUAUCAAUUCAACUGCUGAGCCUUAUGGUUACAUCACUCAUCCAGCAGUUGUUCUAAAUACCAAGCCAGCUCCUUAUAUGGCUGCCUUUUCAUCCAGAGGUCCAAAUCUUGUUACACCUGAGAUUUUAAAACCUGAUAUCACAGCAUCAGGAGUGAAUGUCUUAGCUGCAUACUCUGAAGCAGUUAGUCCAACAAGAGAACCAUGGGAUAAGCAUAAAGUUUCCUUUAUGUUAGACUCGGGUACUUCUAUGUCUUGCCCUCAUAUAUCUGGGAUUGCUGGCCUUCUCAAAACUACAGCAAACAGAGCUAAAAAAUCAAAAGCUUUAUUCAUUGGUUUUCCUGUCUGUGUUGCUGUGAGCUGUUGUUUCUGCUACAGUGCUGUGUCUGCUGUGCUGUGAUGUCGAGUUUUACUGGGUUGAUGUGAUGCGCUGCUGUGUUGGUGUUGCUGUCUGUUUCCUUUUGCAGUGCUGUGUUGCUAGUUUCUGGGGUGUUGUGCUGCUUAGUUGUAGCGCUAUGUUUUAUUAUUUUUGUAGCCUGUUGAGCUGCUUAGUUCAAUGUUUAUAUGCUUCAUUAGAACAGGUUUUGGGAGUAUUAGAAGUAAAUUUUUGUAACUCUAUAUAUAUGUUAGUGUUUAUAUAUCAUUUUAAGUGAAAAAAAUGUAAAAAACAUAAAUAAAAAAAAAAAUUAUUUUUUUUGGGCAUUUUUGGCACCAGUUUUUGUACAGA